AGCACGUGGCCGUACCACCGGAGCCCUGGCUGGCGACGGCGCUGCUGUGGCGUGGGCAGCGCUUGGGGUUGAAGGAUCCCAUGCAUCGGAAGCUGCUGAGGCCGUACCUCCCGAAAGGUCCCAAAGAAGGCCGCUUCCAGGAGAUGUACUCCCUCUGGCGGGCGGCUGGACUCUUCGAGGACUUGCGGGCUCAAGCAGCCAAGUCGCAGUCGGCGGACCUUGCCAAGGAUUCCGACUAUGACAAGUUGCUGGCGUAUUGGAUGACCAGGCUGAGAUAUCAGAUCCAGCCGUGGCCGGCAGAGGCGAAGACGGCGAUGAACUUCGCCAUCGAAAGCUAUGGCUUUGAGAUGGCAGAUCCGGAGAUCUUUAAGAAGUUAGAGGACUGUGAAGAGUUGGACGAAGAGUUGCAGAGGGAGAUGGACGAACUCAAGGGCUCGGUGCUGGAGGCAGAAGAAGAGCGCAAGCGCUUUCCCGUGGAGAAGCUGAACGACUUCGACUCCCUCUUCAUUGGGCAUAGCAACUUUCAUGUGGAAAACCCCUUCCAACCCUGGGAGGACACGAGCCUGGCGAUCCGGAAGCGGUUCAAGGAGAAAUGCCAACGGCCUCUCUACAACGACGUGGGCUUUUACCACUCCGAGGAUCUCCUACUCGAUCUCCUUGAAGACCAAGGCGAUGCCGAGGGCUUACCCUUGGCGCUUCAGGGGCAGAGUCCCAAGUUCGACCUCAUCGCAGGGGUUACCCUGGUCCUGGACGAGCCCAUGUUGGAAAGGAUGUGGAAGUUGCUGAAACCUGGUGGUGUCAUCAUCUGGAACACUUGGUGGCGACACGAAGGUGAAUAUCCCGGGCUUCGACCCAACCUGCAGAGUUUAGGCUACGAGGCAAUGAAGGAUGAGGAGCUCCCUCUGAGUUUCGUCACGUCGCCCUUCACACAGUCAGGCGCGGGCUGAGGGAGGGAGCAGCGGGGGUGAAUGCAUUUGGAGGUUGAGGUGCCGCGGUUCCGCCAGUGUGUCAGUCAGUCAAGUGCAAUCCAGCUGAAUUUGGCCAAAGGUCUUUAAAAUCAGAACCUCAAAGUCCAAUGGACGUGUCUUCUAUGAGGAGGUCAUAUAUGAUGGUCCUUCAAGUUCGGACAGUCUGUCCGAACUGACCUGUAACAGUCUGUGAACAAGAAC
Molecule: messenger RNA, 1169 nt
Organism: Durusdinium trenchii
Lineage: Eukaryota; Dinophyceae; Suessiales; Symbiodiniaceae
Source: the annotation of a GenBank genome assembly